GUUUGCAUAUUUUCCUUGAUAGAUGACUACUUGUCCGAGAAGUGGAAACUUGCAUCAUCAUAAAUGUAAACAUGGCGGAGAAAGCUCAACCGCAGGUCAAAAUAGGACACUAUAUUAUUGGAGAUACCCUAGGAGUGGGAACAUUUGGCAAAGUAAAAAUUGCGACUCAUCAGCUCACAAAUCAUAAAGUAGCUGUGAAGAUUUUAAACAGGCAAAAGAUUAAGGCUCUUGAUGUUGUCGGCAAGAUUCGCAAAGAGAUUCAAAAUCUCAAACUGUUUAGACAUCCACACAUUAUCAAAUUGUACCAAGUUAUCAGUACUCCUACAGAUAUUUUCAUGGUGAUGGAAUAUGUAUCGGGAGGAGAGCUGUUUGACUACAUUGUCAAAAAUGGCAAGUUACAAGAGCAUGAAGCUAGAAGAUUCUUCCAACAAAUAGUAUCUGGAGUGGACUACUGUCACAGACAUAUGGUCGUCCAUAGAGACUUGAAACCUGAAAAUCUACUUCUAGAUCAUAACAGAAAUGUCAAACUUGCUGAUUUUGGUUUAUCUAAUAUGAUGCAUGACGGAGAGUUUUUACGGACUAGUUGUGGGUCACCAAACUAUGCUGCCCCAGAAGUUAUCUCGGGAAAGUUGUACGCUGGUCCGGAGGUGGAUGUGUGGAGCUGUGGUGUCAUACUUUAUGCUUUACUUUGUGGAACGCUUCCCUUUGAUGAUGAGCAUGUCCCCACAUUAUUUAGGAAAAUCAAAUCUGGAAUUUUCAACAUCCCAGAAUAUUUACACAAAGAGGUAGUUUCCCUAUUGUGUCAUAUGUUACAAGUAGAUCCACUGAAGAGAGCUUCUAUGAAAGAUGUCAGAGAACAUGAAUGGUUUAAGAAGGACCUACCAUCAUAUUUGUUCCCCAAACCCCAGGAUCAUGAUGCAUCCAUUGUUGAUAUUGAUGUCGUCAGAGAAGUUUGUGAUAAAUUUGGGGUAUCAGAGUACGAGGUGGAGGCUGCUAUAUUAAAUGGUGACCCGAUGGAUCAGCUAGUGAUAGCUUACAGUCUUAUAAUGGACAACAAAAGGAAUUUAGAAAACACUGCCGCAGUACAUGCAUCCUCUUCUGUCAACAUUCAAGACUUCUACCUGGCUUCAAGUCCACCAAGUGAGUCCUUUAUGCUGUCUGGUCGUCACGCCCAUAUCCUUGGUUCGCCGCCAGGACCAGAGAGCCUUCCUUCUGAGCAGGUCAACCGUCUAUCAGCCGGACAAAGUGCUGGAGCCAGCUCCCUGGCAAGGUCACAACCAGUGGUACGGUUAAGAGCAAACAGCUGCCAGACUGCUAGUCCACUUAAACCACACCCAGAGAGAAUGCCAGAAAUGAAAGAUGUGACACAGACUUUAGAUCCUCUGUUAACAACUGUAAACAAAACACAUACACCAGCAAAGAAAGCCAAAUGGCAUUUAGGAAUAAGAUCUCAGAGUAAACCACAGGAUAUAAUGCAUGAGGUGUUCCGUGCUAUGAAAGCUCUUAGUUUUGAAUGGAAAGUUAUUAACCCCUAUCAUGUGAGAGUGAGGAAACAGAACCCAGUUACUAGUAAAUAUACAAAGAUGAGCUUACAGUUGUAUCAAGUGGAUCAGAAGAGUUUCCUGUUGGAUUUUAAAAGUUUGGUGGAGACUGAUAACCAGGACACAUUUAACCUUCACCCAACAGGGAGCAUGGCCUCACAGGGGAGCAGUGAUAAUGAACAUAAAACAGUGCCACACGAUGCCAAUACAGGACAAAAUAUCCUCCUCAUGCCUGAUGACAAAAUGGAUGUAGAUGAAAACCCUAAGAGUCACCAUACCCUUGAGUUCUUCGAGAUGUGCGCACAAUUAAUUACCACACUGGCUCGAUAAAAGGUUCACAUCGCCAGGUCACCAUGUUACCACGCCCUUUAAUUCUUCGAGAUGUAUUCAAAUUUUUAAGGACACUAACACGAUAAGUUUCAAAAUCGCCAGUACCUGUUUCAGCUGUAAAAACUACGUAGACUUGAUUAUUUUUUAGUAAUCAAAUGUUUCUCAAAGAAAUUGUUGGAAGUUUUGUGCUCAGAACAUAGAAUGCAUAGUAAAAAUUAAGUUAUGGGACUGGUUAGAACCGUUGUAAAUGAUCAGUAUGAAAUAUUACAAUUAUGAUAUCUGAAAAUUGGUUCUGAAGUAGGUUUAAAUACUGGAUUUUAUGUUAUUGUCCUAUUUGUUUUUUAGCUAAUUGUGAAAAUAACAAAAAAGAUACCUGGAUUAAUUUUUGAAGUUUUUUUAUCUAACCCCUUCCGUAUUAAUAAUCGAGAGAUGAAUUGAUAAAUAUGUAUUAAAAGAUGAGAAAAAACAACAAUAACGAUAUUUGUUAAGAUUUUAUAGAAUGUAAUUGUACACAUUCAAGAUUAUUGUAUAGAUUUGUGUAUUAUUUUUUUGUGAUUUGUUUAGAGUAUAUAGUUAAGAUUGUUUUAAAUGUUUUAUAAAAUCAUGUUGAAAUUUUUAGACAUUUACUAAAAAAGAAUCAUUUUCAUUUUAUGUUUAUUUGGCUUAUAUAUACUAGAAUAUUAGAGACACAAAUUGAAGACAUGUUACUGAUCCUAAGUUAAUGUUAUAUUGUUCCUGAAAUAAAUAAUUUGUAUGAAGUAAAUAUAAUAUUGACCAUGAAAUAAAUAUUUUGUAUGAAGAGAAUAUUAUAUUGACCAUGAAAUAAAUAUUUUGUUUGAAGAGAAUUUAAUAUUGGCCAUGAAAUAAAUAUUUUGUUUGAAGUGAAUAUAAUGUUGGCCAUAAAAUGAACAAUUUGCAUGUAGAAAAUUUGAGGUUGGCCUUGAAAUAUAUAAUUUGUAUGAAGUGAAUUUAAUAUUACCCAUGGAAUAAACAAUUUGCAUAAAUUUAAUAUGUAUAUUUUAUUUUAGAAUAUCAACAGAGCAUUAAACAGCUUAUACAAUGCUUUUUGGAGUUUUUUUUUAUGACUACUUGUUCUUAUUGCCCUAUGAAAGACUGAGUUCAUAAGUCCAGCAUUGUCUGUUAUCUACUUAGGCAAAUUGUAUAUUAAAUCAAAGUUUAUUUUGGGAAAUAAUUUUGAUUUUAAUUUCAAUUUUUAAUUUCAAUUCUUUGAUUUUUCUCAUUUCUCAAAGUGUUUAUUUUUCUGUUAUGAUGAUUUUUUAUUUCUAUUAUGUUAUUUCUUUCGAUAACUUGAUAAACAACAUAAUUUUGAGUAUUCUAGAAAAUUAAGAAAGCAUGUUCAUGGAGAUUUAUUUGUUAUGCCUUAAAAUGAUUGUUUAGAAAUUUAAGAAAAGGAUUACUGAUUUUUAUCAAUUUGAUAAUUUUAGAAAUAUAACCUGAUAUGAUAUGUGAUUGUGUUUUAAAUUAGAUUUCAAAAACCCAUUCUGCUUUGUCUCCAUUGUCGUUCAUCAUUGGUCCUGUUACAUUGGUGACAAAAAAAACAACAGAAAAUUUGUUUAUUCUUUUAUCACAUUGUACAUAAUUUUUUUUUCUGAUUUUUUUUUCCAAGGCAAUACUAGUAGUAUUUUGUCGUCUGCAAUUAAACAAAUCUGAUUUUUAUAGGUUUUUUUUUUUGCUUUUAAGUAUAGUCAUUACUGAAGAGAAGUGAAAUUUUUAAAAAAUGUGUAAAUAGGAAAAAAUAGUGUAUAUAUUGUAUAUAAACCAUGAACAUAGAGUGUUUUUUAAGUGAUAUCAAAGUACUGUUAAGUGUGUUUUAAAUGUUCAUGUAUACUAAACAAUGUAUUAAAAUGUCAGAAAUUGGUA
Molecule: messenger RNA, 3752 nt
Organism: Ruditapes philippinarum (Manila clam)
Lineage: Eukaryota; Metazoa; Mollusca; Bivalvia; Venerida; Veneridae
Product: 5'-AMP-activated protein kinase catalytic subunit alpha-2-like
Exons: 23
Coding region: 72-1871 (599 amino acids)
Biological process (GO): protein phosphorylation; intracellular signal transduction
Cellular component (GO): cytoplasm
Molecular function (GO): ATP binding; protein serine/threonine kinase activity
Source: RefSeq, a predicted model, not a curated record